Cercopithifilaria johnstoni is the source of this 1587-nucleotide messenger RNA. The record is from the annotation of a GenBank genome assembly. NCBI's taxonomy places the organism in Eukaryota, Metazoa, Nematoda, Chromadorea, Rhabditida, Onchocercidae.
AUGUCUGGCUUUACUUUCGGCACACAGGGGACUGCUGCUUCCGCAACACCUCUCACGGGUACUUUGUUUGGAACAGUGUCCAAACCAUUGUUUGGCACUUCAACAACUACAGCGCGAGCUGCAGGUACUGGUCUUUUUGGAGCACCUACAUCUCUAGCUACAGCCUCUGCAACGCCAACAGGUGAAGGUUAUUUAGUUCAGCAUCUCCUUCUGGUGGAUUAUUUGGAACAUCUGCAAAAACUACAACCGCCACAGGAAAGUGGUUUGAUAGGUACUGCUGGAGUGGCUACGACUUCAGCGGUUUGUGGACCUUUCGGAAGUACAUCAGUAACAACAACACCAGGUUUAUUUGGUGUCACUCAUGCUGCUACCGUUACCGGAAGAGUUUUUGGAAAACCAGCAACGGGCUUGUUCAACAGUCCGGCAACUGUUACAACAACUUUAGCUGGUGGUGGACUUUUUGGUGGAAGUGGAGUACCGACGACUACAAUUGGAAUAGGAUUAGGUGGAACGGAUACGUUUGCGGCUACAGGUUUGGUAUCAAGUAGCUUAGGGGUUGCUGGAGCUGCUGCUUCUGGAAAUCCAUUGGAAACUGAAGUGCAACAAGUGGUUAUGGAUCUCUUUAAUCUAUUACGGGAUCAAGUUAAGAAAAACCAUGAAUUAAGCGUUGAAUUUACAAUGAAUAGUUCGGAAUCAUGCUUGCAUAUGGAUGAAAAGAUAGAAGAAUUGGUUGGGACACGUGUGAAGAACGCUGACAUUAUACGUAAGGCAAAAAAUAGAGCAGAGGAAUUACUUGAGAAAAUGCAGCGAGACUUACGGGCAGCAGAGCAGUUACGUCGACGACAAAAAGAAAUUUCGAAGAACCCACACUUCGGCCGAAAACAAGCUUUCUCUUAUUUAUUGGCAAUUUGUAACGAGCACGAAAAUACCGUGCGAGAAUUUUGGGAAACAUUGCAAUUACUGCACGAGAAAAUUGAUGCAAAGUUAAGUAAGAAAGAUGUAACCACAAAGCAGGACCUGCGGAAACAUUUCGAACAUUACGAUCAAACAUUCAAAGUUAUUUGUUCUGAUGUAUAUCGAUAUAAAAUGCAAAUUGAAGAUCUUAAGGAUGCAUUUUUGGAAUAUCAAAAGCGUACUAAUCCAUAUGCACCGAAUCCAUUUGAAAGGCAAAAAUCGAAGCAUGCUGAGAAGCCAAAUGCGGAAAAGAGAUUUACGGGCGCAGAUGCUUUUCCUUCACAAAUAACAAUGAUGAAAAUUGGUGAAAUGGCGAAACCUUCUUCAACAAUACAACAAACAACAGGAGUAAGCGGAUUUGGCACAUCGGGUUCAUUAUUUGGUCCGAAAACUUUCGGUAGUUCUGCCUUUUCUUUCAAUCCAUCAGUCGCAAACACUGCAGCACCGUUAUUCAAACCUUUCUCCACUACUAGUUCAGCACCGGCUCCUCUUUUCGGCACCAUAGCGACAUCGAUAGCAGAACCAGCAUCUGCACCAACAACGACAUCAUCUUUUACUUUUGGAAAUACAUUGAACUCAUCAGUUAGUGGCACAUUAUUCGGUGGAAGCGCCAGCAAACCCUUCGGCCGAUAA